Paramecium primaurelia is the source of this 234-nucleotide messenger RNA. NCBI's taxonomy places the organism in Eukaryota, Ciliophora, Oligohymenophorea, Peniculida, Parameciidae. The record is from the annotation of a GenBank genome assembly.
AUGCCUCGUUGUCCUACAGAUAUUGUAUACUCUGAAAAAUAUAAAGAUGCAGAAUUUGAGUAUAGACAUGUUAUACUACCUCAUGAAUUAUACAAAAAAAUAUAAAAAAUAGGAAGACUUCUUACUGAACAUGAAUGGAGAAGUCUUGGUGUAAAAGGAUCUCCUGGAUGGGUUCAUUAUGAUUAUUACAAACCAGAACCACAUAUUCUAAUGCUUAGAAAAAAAUUUAAUUGA